AUGGCGCCAGCUCUGCGAUCCCAGACAUCACAGGACACAGUCGAUGCGCAGCCAACGACUACAGCAAACACGAACACGAAUAACAAGAAGCAAAAGAAUAAUAACAAGAAGAAGACGCUCGCGUUCGAGCUGACGCAAGCACAAGAUAGUGAACACAUAUUUGAAGGGAAAGUCCAAGAGACGGGGGAGGAGAUUGACCCGGAAGGCGAGAAAGAUGGGUCAUACUCAGUUGAAGGCGCCGACUAUGAGUAUGAAGAGGCAUUCCCAGUCCAGGAGGGAAUGGUAGGCGAUGCCAGUCGGCAAGGGGGACUCGGAUUGACCACAAAGGAGCUCACCGAGGACGGAUUUAUACCCUUAACGGGAUUCCAACCGAACUCCGCGUUCAGCAGUCUACGAAACUCACCAAGCACAAAACGUACACCACUUCCCAGCAAUAGCCCGUGGCGACGAAAUGAACAACUACCCCCGGCGUCAGAGACCUUACAGCAAGAGAACAACGCGCAUACAACGAGAGGUCCUGGCACGGAACGGAAUAAGGAUACGGCGCCUGGACCCGACGCCCCAGAGGAAGAACAACCAGCGCCGUCAUCAUCAAAACCAACGGUGGCCAUAUCAGUAGCUAGUGACGACGAGUCGACCUUUGGAGAUGCGGCCGCACGCGAAGAAGUGAAGAAGAUGUUAGACGACGACGAACGCGUUAAGGCAGAGGUGCUCCGCGACCUAGGAGAGAUGCGUCCAGCCGAGAUCACUGUGGCGAAGGCAUUUGCGCAUGGCCAAACCACGAAAGUGUUUGAACGACUCGGAUUUACAGAUGUAGCAUCCGACUCCGAAGAAUUCAUAGCGGAAUACAAUGCUAACCUUGCAACGAUCUUGAUUGGGAGAAGUUUCUGGUCUGAUGAUAACGGGAUCAAUCAACCUCGGUCGAAAGUACAAUCGUUUGCGGAGCAGAGAGCCAUCAUACAGAAACGUAUGGAGAAAGGCAAGAAAAAGGCAACGACACGACGUCUCGAUGAAGAGAUCAUUCUCAAGAAGGACAAUAAGGGAAACGCACCGCCUCAGAACAACAGCGAGGCGAACCUGAACGUUAAGGCCGAGUCGCCCGGAAAGAAAAUACCGUCCUUGGAAGAGGAGGAGAUGAGGGCCAUUAAGAAUAGAAUAACAUAUCAACGCAUUCGGAACAGUCAAAUUAGAGACGGGGUAAAACCCACUAUACCAGACCAAGGUAUCAUAUUCGAUGAAAAUAACAAUCCGUGGCUACGACCCGACUUCGGGGAACAGGAGAACGAUGAUCAAGAUAACGGUGAUCAAGGUAAAAGCGCACCCGGGGGUGGUGGCGACCCUGACGAUGAUGACGACCCCGACACCAAUAACGGGCCUAAACGAGAUCCGUUCACGCCCAGGCCAUGGCCGCGGGCAACAUCUACAGCACCCUCUUCUCGGUCCAUCGAGGCAAAGGUACGGGACCAGGAACGCCGAUUCCAGAAAAUAGUAGAGUUCAUAAGAACAAACUUGGAAAAGCGUCUCCAGAUACCUGACGGGCUCAAACCACCGAGAUGGGACGCAAAGACCAUGACGAAAUACAACGGGUCGGAAUCCAAGGAUACAUUUUGGCAAUGGCUUAAGAGUGUGGUAUUUGCUUACAGGUCUUCACAACUAGGCGGUCCUGAGAGAGAUGAGGAACGGGUCCUUAUUCUGGACCUACUGCUCGAAGACAAGGCAAAGAUUUGGUUCCAAGAAAGGAUAAGCAAGACCAACGUCGCCAAGCCAACAUUUGUCGAAGUAAUUGUCGAAAUGUCGUCUGCAGAGAGAGACAACUCCUUCCGAGGAAUGUAUGGCCCAGGCUUCACAUACGACCGCCGGAACAACAUAAUGUAUGCCGACGCAGAGGCAGUUGAGGCGGCAAGAACGUUCGCUGACAGGAGGGAAUACCCUCUACCACACAGGAUGGGUUGUAGGCCUAACCCGAGAGGAUUCCCAAUGACGGUCAGGGAAGUCCGGGAAUCGAUACGCUACAUCCAGAACCGUGCGCCGAAAUGGCAGACCGUCCUAAGAUUACUGGAAGAGUUCCGGAGGAUAUCGACGUCCGUAAUAGCUCGAUACAGGGACCUCGCAAUGCACGAUGUGAUCGAACAGUUCCAAAUGAACAGACGCUUAGAAGAAUUGGCAAACGAUUUACCACCACCGGCAAACAUUCCCCUAGAUCGCGCAUUCAGACGGCCGGGUAGCAGCAGUAUAGCGGGAGGUGCCGGAAUGAUCCCCCCCGUGAACGGUACAAUCGAUGAUUGGUGCCAAUAUGCGGCUCACCACUUCAGACCGGGAGGACUGAACCCGCCAGCAGGAAUCACGAUGGAUUUAUCCUAUCGAGUGAGCUACGCUAGCGUAUGGGGGAUGCUGCUAGUCAGAUUCCUCCACCCAAGAGACGCGAGAAACUAUUACGCACGAUACUUUGCAGCAAUCGCGUUCCGUCCCAGAUAUUACACUGACUACAUUGAACAGUGGAACAGGGACCGACCCGACGAAGUCCCCAUCAUAAUCGCGUCAGAAAGGACCCUCCUACGACGCAUGAUAUUCAACGGCGCCGCGGAAAACUUGGCAGAAAUAGACGUGAUUCGUCACCUGGCCGAUUGUGGCAUAACGCAGGAAAUGGUCGACAGUGCCUACCCAUGGGCAAUGGUAUGGGUAGACCAACACCAAUCUAUACAUUUCCGGGAUCACUAUCAACGACUGGAAUCAUCUCGUCAGCGGCGACUUGAGAGAUUCGGGGAACCAGUAAUCAUACCUGAACUACGAGGAUGGUGGACCCCGGACUUGGGAGACACGCAUCGUAUACGAGCGAUCAUGUACUACGAAAGAUACGUGCACCAGCCUGACAGUCGCAACCAACGUCACGGAAAUCCUUAUUGGUUGUUGAGGGGGGAAAGCCCCAUGUUCACAUACAUCAACUCAUUCCCCCCAGCCAUCCCCGAUACUCCAUCCUCACCAGGUCCUGAAGCGAGGCUCGACCCGGGCCAAGACGACGUAUUAAUGACGGCUGCCACCGAAACGGCAGUGGAAGACAAUGGUACCACCGAGGGAACGGAGGCCGUGCCUAACGUCACCGCCCCUGACCCUACAGUCGGUACGGCACCAGUCGUAGUGGCAAGGGAGCCACACGACAUCCCACUUCCUGCGGAAACUGACGACGAAAUGUCCGACGUACACGCAGCCGGAACGAUCACCAGCGAGAACACGCCUGGUGAUUCACACAGCGUCACGGCCUCGAUAGACAAGCAGGACUAG
Messenger RNA from Desarmillaria tabescens, 3279 nucleotides. RefSeq lists its product as uncharacterized. The record is from RefSeq and is a predicted model, not a curated record. NCBI's taxonomy places the organism in Eukaryota, Fungi, Basidiomycota, Agaricomycetes, Agaricales, Physalacriaceae. The transcript has 2 exons. Bases 1 to 3279 code for a protein of 1092 amino acids.